AUGGUUGCCAUGACAGAAGAUGAGAAAAAACGUUUGGAAGAAAUUUUGUCAGAUAUGGGAGAUCUUAUGGAAGAGGUACGAGACAAUUUGUCCAGAGUUCAGAUGGUUCAGUUUAAAAUGAAAACGUUUGCCUCGCUUUCUUUGUUCGUUUGCUGACUGAUGCAAUCUCUCUUUUUAGCCAGUUGACAAAGAUUCUUUGAUCUUAUAUGGAAAUGGUUUUGUACCGAGUCAAGAAGAAGCGAACCAGUUAGCUGAUAUUGACAUGUAAGUGAUCUUUAUUCUUUCAUCUGCUUUUUAACUUGCCGUUUUGACAUUUUGUUCUUAAGACAGAACUAAGUAUUGUUAACUGUAACUAUUUUUAUACAACCAGCCCCUGGUGAAAAAGCUCGUCCUGUCAUAUGGAUAUUCCCAAGAAAUUUGUGUUCUAUAAACUUGCUUGACAUUCUCCUUUGUAUUUCAGUCGCCUCCAGUCCCUGAUGCCAUCCGAGGAGUACGCAGCGUUAUGUGAACAAACUGAGCAAGAUACACAAUCUUUGCAGGUAGGGUUUGCCCCCUGUUUUACCUUGUUUUAUCUCACACCCACUUACCCAGUUCUGUUUGCUUUUCAGGGUGCGACACCCAGGAGUGAAAAUGGAAGUUUUCUUUCAGACGAAGAUAUUCCAAGUAAGAACAAGAAUGCAAUUUUUGAUCGUACUGAACUAGUAAAAUUUGCACACGGGGCUCGAAGUAGAUAAAAAAUAUGGCCUGCCAGUCUAAAAUAUUUUGGCAGGUGAAAUAAAUUUUAGCCUGUCUUAAUAAUGUCUAAUAUGUUUAAUAAUAUGUUAAAUAUAAUAAUAUGUCUUAUAAUAAUAUGUUUAAUAUAAUAAUAUGUUUAAUUUAAUAAUAUGUCUAAGAUGUUUAAUAAUAUGUUUAAUAAUAUGUCUCAUAUGAGUUAUACUGUAAAAAUCAAUGUUUUCAUGAUAUGCAAGUUUCUUCAAUUUUUAGGCUUGUUAUCAUAACCAUACUGUUGUAAUUGCAGCGUUUGGUGAGCUAGUUUUGCAAGAGAAGAAAGAAAUGCGCGAGAUGAAACAGCGAUUAAUGACGAUCGAAGAACAGUUGCAAAGAUUUCAAAAUGAAGACCACGACGAAGUGAGUUGAAAAAAAACUAACUUUAUUUCUGUUGAUCCAGUAUUACUACAGAAGGAAACCUAAACUAAACUAAACUAACUUUAUCUUUUCUGGAUAGCUCUAUCAGUUCUAAACUAUUCUCCCUAGAGGUCCAGUAAGGAUCAUCUCUUAUUGAUCCAGUGUUACUAUAUGCAGGAGGAAACCUAAACUAAACUAACUUUAUCUAUCAAGUGGAUAGCUCUAUCAGUUCUAAACUGUUUUCCCUAGAGGUCCAGUAAGAACCAUUUCUAAACUAACUUUAGUGACUCCAGUGUUACUAUACAGGAGGGGAUCAAACUAAACUAUUCUAUAAAGGUUUAUCAGUUUUAAGAUGUUCAUCCUAGAGUUCCAGUACGAGCAUUCCCUUGAUGAUCCAGUGUUGCGAAUAGUAUUAUUACGUAACAGUAUUACAAGUUUUUCAAAUAAUUCGUUCCUCCUCUGUUCAGGGUAUUCUGUCUGAGUCAUUACUACGACAAUUACUGGAUGAUAGUUCUCGUACAACCUCGCAAGCCACGACAAUACUAGACAGAUUGGCAUCAACCUCGCACAGUUGUGAUACGACGUCAAGUUUUGAUGAAAGUUCAGUAAUCUCAAGUAUCUCAUCGACGCCCACAAUGCGACAAUGA
Molecule: messenger RNA, 1772 nt
Organism: Paramuricea clavata
Lineage: Eukaryota; Metazoa; Cnidaria; Anthozoa; Malacalcyonacea; Plexauridae
Source: the annotation of a GenBank genome assembly